AUGCAAGUGUUGCGAGCGUCUUCCGUCGUCCCUCCAUUCUCUUAUCGCCUUUCUAGAGGCAAAAUCAACAGGCUCACUCCAUCGAUAUGGAGUGCUUACGGUCUUAGAUCUGCAGCCACGUCCGCUGAAUAUCCCGGCUCAUUGUCUGGCGUCAACUUUUUCGUUGAUCAAAACCGCAAGGCCAAUGUACCCAAUACUGGCCAUCUUGCUGGUGCCUUAAGUUCUCGUUUUAUGAAUGAAACUUUUGGACUAUUUAAAGAUGGUACCAAACCUCUCUUAAAAUCAGUGAAAAUGACGAUUGAUCCCAAUUUUUAUAAUUUUCACUAUGGUUUACUUGGUAACGCAAUGGUUAAGCUGACAAAUUUCAACAAGAAUGCCUUCAAGACCUUAUGUGAAAUGACUCUUGGCGAUGAUAAAAGCUUGCUAUGUAAAGUUGAAGCCACGACUGAAGUUACUCAAGAUCAUAAACUGCACGCAAUAUCGGAUGAUGUAACUGAGGAAUUGCGUAACUCUCAAAUUCGUGAUGACCUUAAACAUAGCUUGAUAAAUCUAGAAAAAUUAGGUUUGCCAUCCGAACCAUGCAUGAUAUCAUCCGUGGAGGUACGACCUAGCGACUUGGAUGAAAAUCGAAACGUAAAUUGGGCUCAGAUGUUAAGUUACUGCCAACACGGCAUUCGUAGUGCUAUGUUGUCAAAAAAAUUUCGGAUAGCAACGCGAAUAAGUUCUUUAGCUCAAAUUAAAGAGUUACACCUAGAUAUUACCGGAAAAGUUUCUGUAGGCGAUACCGUUGAUGUUUCUGUUUAUGAGAAUAUAGAACUUAAUCGUAUUCUAUGUAUUGGUAAAUGUGGAGAAGAGAUUGUGUGCAAAGGAUAUCUAGACUUAGAUCGUGAAAUUGCUGGCGAAUUGCCACAGUGGCGAUUACCGAUGCACACAGAAUCAGAUGUCUGUGUCCAUACUGACGUUCCUUCAGUGGGCUUCCAUCGCGAUCGCUUUAACAAUGUACUUCUUGAGUAUGUAAAAGAGGCAAUUUCCAAUUCACGAUUAAACUGUUAUCUUGCUCAAGGCUACUUGAAAGGUCAUCUUCUUGAAGAUGCUAUACAAGUUAUUUUUACUCAUCGGAUAAAAAUCGACCCCGAAUUAUUCAAAAUCGACCAAUUUCAAGAUCUUAAGCAAGAAUUAAAGCUACUUAAUUUGGGCAAAUCAUCCUUUAUUGUCAAUACAGAUCUCCAACUACAUGAUAAAGUAUUAAUAUCCAUUGCAAGUAACAUCGUUAACUUUAGUAUGAAAAAUGGUAAAGGUGUUCCGUUUACUGAUUGGCAUCAGAAAACAUUUUCAGAGUAUCGCAACAAAUUCGGACCACAUGAGGUUAAUAUGCCAUCAGAAAUACCUAAAGAUGCAUAUAAACACACCUUUUAUUCACGCUAUGACGAUUUAGAUUACCAGCAUAUAAUUAAAAACUCCCGUUAUUUUACUUUCUGCUUCGAUGUGGCAGCAAAUGCAAUUUAUAAGCGUUCACCAGCUUAUCAUACCGGGUUUACCUAUGAUUUCAACCCAAAUUGUGUUAGAGAAUUCGACAUUUGUUACGUAAAUCAUUGUCGAGAAAGCCAACAACUUGAAAUAACUACAUUCCAAAAUCAUGAAGAUCCACAAAAGCUUCACUUCUUGUUGACGAAAGGUGACAAGACUAUAUGUUAUUGUAACAUGACAAUCGAUUUAAAUUCAUCAAAGGAAACAAAAGCUAAAAGUGGAGCUGUAAGGUCUGCGGAUAUUUAUGGUAAUGGUAGCGCUGCUGACUGCAGAAAUCAUGUCCAAAAAUUAAAUAUGAUGAGGGGUGAAAGAGAAGCUGCUAUACUCUCAAAACCGUCGGAACAGCAUACUGAAAAUGAUUGUCGCAGUAUACAAGAAUCUCCGGAAGAGUAUUCUGAAUGCGAUUAUCGUACUAUACAGGAAUUUCAGUCAGCUUCCAAUGCUGAUGAUGACGAAAAUACUGCUCACGACAAUGAUACUAUAGAAGGAAUCGAAGUGACGACAGAUCCACAAAUCUUUCAUAAUGUCCGCAAAAAGAAAACAAAAUCGACUAGCAAAUAG
Trichoplax adhaerens is the source of this 2088-nucleotide messenger RNA. RefSeq lists its product as uncharacterized. The record is from RefSeq and is a predicted model, not a curated record. The transcript has 7 exons. Bases 1 to 2088 code for a protein of 695 amino acids. NCBI's taxonomy places the organism in Eukaryota, Metazoa, Placozoa, Uniplacotomia, Trichoplacea, Trichoplacidae.